CAAUUUUAUCUACUCUCCACUCUUCGAAAAUUCGUGACGGCAAGGAACUCGGAGGAAGAAGAAAGAGAGAGUAACGGCAAGCAAAGUAGUAAUGGCGCAAGCUAUAGCAUCAGUAUCUGGCUUAAGCAGCUUCUCACAGGGUACAAACAGACUGAAUGUGACUACUACUAACAGCCGAACGACCAGAAGUCGUGUUGUUUUCAGCGUUAGAUCUGAGAAGAAGUCAAUGGAGAUGGAAUCGGAGACUGCUCAGAGUAGCCGGAGAGCAUUAUUGGGUGUCCUAGCUGCUGGAUUGACCACUGGAUCUUUCGUAAAGAAUGUGCUUGCUGAUGCUAGGCCUAUCGUAGUCGGCCCCCCUCCUGCUCCUUCCGGUGGUUUACCGGGGACUCUAAACUCUGAUGAAGCAAGGGACCUCGAUCUACCCCUAAAAACAAGGUUUUUCCUACAGCCUAAGACUCCAGCAGAAGCAGCUCAGAGAGUGAAGGAAUCAGCGCAAGACAUUGUAGCUGUGAAGACACAGAUAGACAAAAAGGCAUGGCCGUAUGUCCAGAAUGACCUACGAUCCAAGGCCGAGUAUCUUCGUUAUGAUCUCAAAACUAUCAUCUCUGCAAAACCAAAGGAUGAAAAGAAAUCAUUCAAAGAACUUUCCGACAAGCUCUUCCAAAACAUCAAUAGUCUGGACUAUGCUGCAAAGAAAAAGAGCACACCUGAAGCAGAGAAGUACUAUGCCGAAACAGUGGCAACAUUAAAUGAUGUUCUAGCAAAGAUUGGUUAAGAUACUUGUCAAGAGCUUAACAUCCAUUAUUUUAUUCUUCUUCCUGAUGAAACUGAGUUUAGUCAUCCCCGAACAAGUAUUGCUGUAUUAAUUUUUUUUUUUUUUUUUUUGUAGAAACCUAUUAUAGGGGCUCCAACCAAAAAGUUUUAGGGGCUCCUAUGGAUUCGACUACCCUAAAAAAAGAUAAGGGGACCUAAUGUAUAAUCAAAAAUGCCAAACUAUCCUUAACCA
This is a messenger RNA of Papaver somniferum (opium poppy), 1006 nucleotides long. RefSeq names its product oxygen-evolving enhancer protein 3-2, chloroplastic-like. The transcript has 3 exons. Gene Ontology annotation, molecular function: calcium ion binding. The record is from RefSeq and is a predicted model, not a curated record. NCBI's taxonomy places the organism in Eukaryota, Viridiplantae, Streptophyta, Magnoliopsida, Ranunculales, Papaveraceae. The coding region runs from base 92 to 775 and encodes 227 amino acids. Gene Ontology annotation, cellular component: extrinsic component of membrane; chloroplast; photosystem II. Gene Ontology annotation, biological process: photosynthetic electron transport chain; photosynthesis.